This is a messenger RNA of Porites evermanni, 4157 nucleotides long. The record is from the annotation of a GenBank genome assembly. Lineage: Eukaryota; Metazoa; Cnidaria; Anthozoa; Scleractinia; Poritidae.
UUGAAAAGCUUGAGAUGCAAUGAAGUUUAGAAAUGCUAAUUCAGUUUUGCAGACCAAAGAGGGGCGCGACUAGAGAGAUUUUUAGGAGAUCGCCUUUGCUUAGCUGCCCGAUCAAGUUUUGCACAGGGGACAAUGGUUUCCUUGACAAGACGAGGAAGGGAUACAGUUUACCAAGCAGAGUCUCCCAACAUAAUACACGAUCCCCAAAUAGGUAAGAUAUCGGUGUAUUUUUUUUUAAUUUAAGUGAACUUAAAUUGCCUGUUUACUAGUUUAAAUUAAUAUACUCGCUAAGCCUAUUUUUAUCCAUGUUCAUUUAUCGGAAGGGAGACUGGGCUAACUGUGAUCACUAAACUGUGAAAAAAUUAAACCUGAUUAUAGGAAUUGUCGCGAAAAGUUUUUGGAAGCCUAAUAUAAAACUGGAGCCCAAAAUCAAAAUCUUAUUGGGUGGCACAUAAACAAUAAUUAUAACAAACAACAACUCAGCAAACCUACAGUGCAUUUCCCACAGGGUAUUAUUGCAUCUGUCAGUUGCAGCUCCUCGCCCCCGCCCCCCUUCCUCUCAGCUAACCCCCAGCAUAAUCAUUUUGUCUUUGAUGGCAAAUUCGCGGGGGCAGGGACACUUGAGCUGCCAAAUGCCUUGUGUCAGGGAUGAAAAAAAAUGGCAAAUAUCCCGUCCUCAAUCAACACUGCAACACUUUUCAUUGAUAAGCAAAAUGAGUAUAGCAUUUUUAUGUGUGAUUUUUAAUUUCCGUUACAGCUGUUUCUGAUAACACCAUGUUUCAGGAUAAAUUUGGUUUUUCUUUGACGUCAAUCAAGCCGUUACCAUAGCAUCCAAUCCUUGCUUGUCAAAUAAUGGCAGCAAUGUUGUUGGGAACGUACCAAUUCGUUUUCACCCCCCCCCCUCCCCCCAUAUCUCUGUUUCUGGGGUUUGUAAGCAUCAAGUCUAACAAAGUACUACUUGUUGGAGCAAUACAGUAUGAGUAGGUUCAUUAAUUAAUUGAAGAAAUACAGGCAUAAAAUCGAGAAAACAUACCUUAAAAUGCCUAGAGCUUCAAGUUUUUCCCUGUCCAUGACAAAUGGGCCAAUCUUCUAAUCUCCUUUGUUUCCAGUAAAAUUCUCCAUGUUUAGUUAUGUUUGGAUAGGGAUGCAUGUACAAGCUAAAAGCUCGGGGGUUGUUGUGGGGUUGGCAAAUGCCCGACCGCUAAGCAGCUCAACAUUUGAUUAUGCCCCACCCCCGGGACUGACUAGGUGGGCAAAUGCCCCGCAAUUGCCCAGGAGGGGGAGGGGGAGGGGAGGAGGUAUGGGCACACCUGGAAUUGUCUCUUGCAUAUAGAGAGAUACCUCAUCUUUUAUUCCCAUCCCUGCCCUCAUCCCCAAAAAACUGUCCCUAACCCCCUCAUUUUUUAUUAACUAAAUAGUAGUUAGCUAGUUAUUGGCCAAAGACACUCAUCUAAAAACAGGAGGGUGGCAUAACCAUAAAAAUGGCUGAAAUUGACAAAAUAAAAUGCAAAAAUAGCUGCUGGAUUAAAUAUUCUUUUGUUUAAAUUAAAAUACCCUGAAUGGUCUCAUUCUUCUGUACAAAAUUCAAAAGAAUAUGCAGUAUAUUUUGACCGCUCUUUACAAUUUUAGUUGAUUUAUUUACAGCUUUCCAUUUACUCGUCACUUUCGGAGAACAUACAGUCUGUCAACAAACCAUGGGAUGUCAAGAAAGGUACUCGAUACAGAAGUGCAAGUAGAGACCUUUAGAUUCUAAGAUGAGUACAACUACGAGUACAAGAUUUUCUCAAUACUAUAGAGUGCUCACCUGAGAACCAUCGUCAUUUUGGCAGGGAAAUGUGGUAGCCGUCGUCAUUCUACUAUGAGUUUUAGCAUGAAUUUUGUGUGGCAAAAACAAGACAUCAAAAUAAUGUUAGAAGUUUUAUCAUUUUGCGAUCGGGAUGACAAUGCUAACUUUUCUAGUGAAAAAUGGUAAUAAUAACUUUCCGGGUAGUCUAUAUUUUGAGAAUACUGUACGCGAAGAAACUUCAAGUCAAAUCUCGUACUUGUAGUCGUCCUGGUCCUCGAAUCUAAUGGUCUCUAAUAUCAGACAGUCAUUGGACAGAAUCAGGAUAAAUUUUGUCUUGUCCAAUAUUGCAAUAUUUUAUUGCACAAGAUGACGCAACAGAUCAGAUACCAAAGACUGAUUAUCAUUUUUGAAACUGAAGAUUUGCAUAGAGAUGAUUGUGCAAUACUACAGUCAAGUGGUAAGUUACAUGUACCUGUCAGUGUAUUACUAAGAAUAAUAUGAAAAAUUCUUAUUACUUAUAUAUUAUAUUUUCAAACUUAUAAAGAUUGCCUUGUUCUUGAUCACUAACUCAUUCAUAAUUUUUGAUUAUUAAUUGUAGGAUACAAUUGACAUGUCACAGUUCCCAGUUUCAAAAAUAAAGAACUUUAGUAUCAUUGCUCACAUUGAUCAUGGAAAAAGCACCCUUGCUGACAGAUUACUUGAAAUGACAGGUACUGAUGUAAUAUUGACCUGUAUUGUCCAAAAAUAUAUGGUGUGUUCAGUUAAUUACAUUGAUAAUGAUGCUUUUUUUAAAGAGUUUUCAGAUGUUUUUAGACAUCAAGGCAGCUCAAUGAGAGGCACAAAAACACUGGCUUUGCCUUGGCAGUUUUAAAAUUUGUUUUGUUGUUAUUGUUUAAAUUCACAAAUGAUUUAUGAAUGAAUAGUUGUUUGUGUAGUUGUUACUGGUAUGGCUGGCACCAAAUGAAACAACAAAAUCUGGGUCACAAGACUUAAAAGGUAUAUCAACCCCCAUAAUUGACACUAUUAAACUGAAAAGAGGUUUAAGGGAUGUUGUUAACAGGGUCGAUUUGAUCCAGUUACUUUUGUCUGAGACACGUCUAGUGGCUGUAGAUAACUAGUAUUUCAGAAAAUAUACUGAUACUAGCUUGCUGACAGUGUUAUUUAUAUCAUCUUUAUUGUAGGCACAAUAUCAAGAAACAGUGACAACAAACAAGUGCUGGACAAACUGCAAGUAGAGAGAGAAAGAGGAAUCACUGUCAAGGCACAGACUGCAUCAUUGUUCUACAACUAUAAAGGAGAAACCUAUUUAUUAAAUCUUAUUGAUACACCUGUAAGUGUUGAUCAAACUCAGUCAUCAUUGUAAUAAUUCAGACGUAAAUAAUUUGCCCCUUGGAUGGAGAGACAGAGAAGUGAGGGGAAGGGAGGGAGGGAGGCAGAGGGGUAGGGAGGUGGUGAUUUUUGCCUCUGUUUAAUGAAAGACAUGACUGUUUACAAUGACUAUGAAUAUGUAUUAAUCUGUGGAUGGCUUAUUAAUUGAAGUAACCACAACAAUAUUCCUGUAAACCUCUUUCAUUAUUGAUAGAUUUGAUGGUUUGGUAUACCCGAUUGAUCUCUUUUCUAUAUUAUUGGAAAUUUCAUUAAAUUGAGUCAGUUGAUUAAAAGUUUAUAAUAACUGCGUGAUAAGUAUACAUUUUAAAUUGUAGGGUCAUGUGGACUUUAGUUAUGAAGUAUCAAGAUCACUUGCUGCUUGUCAGGGAGUUAUUCUUCUUGUUGACUCAUCACAGGUACAGGCUUGGAUGUACAGUUGUUAUAGAUCUAAUACAAAGUUGAAUAUUCUAGAAUUUGUAUGUGAGAAUUUUCAGUUUAUUCAAAACCUGAAUUAAUGUUAACUGUGUGAGUUUAUUUUUCAACCCUCAAAAAAUAAGCAACAACAUUUACAUGAACAAGAACAUUGACUUCAUUUAAUUUUAGGGAACUCAAGAUUGUAGAUAUGCUGGAAGCAAUUAAUGUAUAAUAUAUAUUUAAAACUAUUUACGUGUGUACCAUGUAAACGUACCAACCCCUAAAGAUCUUUAAAUUCAGUUUUAUGUUGUUUUAAAUUUCUUGUUGUAAGCACGUACAGGUCAAUCAGUAUCAUAUAAUCAGUAUUAGUAUUGUUAUUAUUAUUGUUAUUAUUAUAAUUAUUAUUAUAAUUAUGAUUAUUAUUAGUAGUAGUAGUAUUAUUAGUAGUACAUUAAAAAGCACAACUAAAGUUUCCAUUACCAGUAAAUGUAUUUUAUCAUUUUCUUAGGGUGUUCAGGCACAAACAGUGUCAAACUUUUUCCUGGCAUUUGAUAAGGAUUUGCACAUAAUUCCAGUACUUAACAAGGUA